This is a messenger RNA of Xenopus tropicalis (tropical clawed frog), 3320 nucleotides long. It is a transcript of the gene clcn7, whose product is annotated as chloride channel, voltage-sensitive 7. Lineage: Eukaryota; Metazoa; Chordata; Amphibia; Anura; Pipidae. Gene Ontology annotation, molecular function: chloride channel activity; chloride transmembrane transporter activity; chloride:proton antiporter activity. Gene Ontology annotation, cellular component: membrane; cytoplasm; bounding membrane of organelle. The transcript is spliced from 25 exons. Gene Ontology annotation, biological process: proton transmembrane transport; chloride transport; chloride transmembrane transport. The coding region runs from base 189 to 2591 and encodes 800 amino acids. The record is from RefSeq and is a predicted model, not a curated record.
AGGACCCCGUAGCUGGCACUACGCUCCGUUCACAUGAGAGCCGAGCUGGGAGAGAGGUCACAUGACCGUAGAGGCAGAACCCCAGGUGGACAGAGCGGAUUGCUGAGAGAGUGAGAGAUCACAUGACCCUGGGGGCAGCUGAGAGGAAGAACUGAGUGAGCUGCACGUUAGGUCCCCGCUUGCCUGCCAUGGCUAAUGUGGCUAAGAAGGUCUCCUGGUCGGGACGGGAGCAGCUUGAGGAGGACGGGGAGAGUACCCCACUACUCAAUGGGACCAGCUCUGCCGGGGCGCAGCCGCUCAGACAGCAGUAUUCAAGUCCAAAACUCUACCGCAUUGGCCAACUAAGCACAGUGGAUCUUACUGAUGAAAACCAAGAGCUGGAAGAAACUGAACUUUCCACCACGUUUACGAAAGAAAUCCCCCACAAUGAGAACCUCUUGUCCCUCAAAUAUGAGAGUUUGGACUAUGACAACAGUGAAAACCAGCUAUUUAUGGAGGAAGAACGCAGGAUAAACCAUGCUGCAUUCCGAACGGUGGAGGUAACCCGCUGGGUCAUAUGCGGCAUGAUCGGAAUUUUCACCGGACUCAUCGCCUGCUUCAUAGACAUCAUGGUAGAGAAACUGGCUGGGGUCAAGUACCAAGUGAUCAAAGACAACAUCGACAAAUUCACCGAGAAAGGAGGCCUGUCCUUCUCGCUGCUGCUAUGGGCAGCCUUAAACUGUGCCUUUGUCAUGGUUGGCUCUCUCAUCGUCGCCUUCAUAGAACCUGUGGCAGCCGGCAGUGGCAUUCCUCAGAUCAAGUGUUUUUUAAAUGGAGUCAAGAUCCCACAUGUUGUAAGACUCAAGACAUUAAUGGUAAAAGUUGUUGGGGUCAUAUUAUCCGUAUCCGGUGGGCUGGCAGUUGGAAAGGAAGGUCCUAUGAUUCACUCGGGCGCUGUGGUCGCAGCCGGCAUUUCACAAGGAAGAUCGACCUCCCUGAAGAAGGAUUUUAAGAUCUUUGAAUACUUUCGCAGAGACACGGAAAAGAGAGACUUUGUGUCAGCGGGAGCUGCGGCCGGGGUCUCUGCGGCGUUUGGCGCCCCCGUCGGGGGAGUGCUUUUCAGCUUAGAAGAGGGAGCCUCAUUCUGGAAUCAGCUGCUGACAUGGAGGAUAUUUUUCGCCUCCAUGAUCUCCACCUUCACCCUGAAUUUUUUCCUGAGCAUCUACAACCAGAAGCCCGGCGACCUCUCCAACCCUGGCUUGAUCAACUUCGGCCGCUUUGACACCGACGAGAACAGCUAUCAGUACUUUGAGCUUCCGAUCUUCAUGUUUAUGGGAGCAGUAGGGGGCAUGCUGGGAGCUUUGUUCAACGCCUUAAACCACUGCCUCACCACCUUCAGAAUCAGGUAUAUCCACCGCCGCUUCCUUCAAGUGAUAGAAGCCAUGCUGGUGGCAGCCGUGACGGCGACGGUGGCCUUUGUCACGAUUUACUAUUCCACCGACUGCCAGCCACUGAGACAGGAUGAUACGGAUUAUCCUUUGCAGCUCUUCUGCGCAGACGGAGAAUACAACGCCAUGGCCUCUGCAUUCUUCACCACCCCGGAGAAAAGCGUCCGCCGCCUCUUUCAUGAUCCACCAGGGUCUUUCAACCCUCAGACACUGGGCGUGUUCACAAUCCUGUAUUUCUUUCUGGCCUGCUGGACCUACGGGCUGACUGUGUCCGCCGGCGUGUUUAUCCCUUCCCUGCUUCUUGGGGCUGCCUGGGGCAGGCUCUUCGGCAUUCUAUUAACAAUUGUUCCUAAUGGAGUGUCAUGGGCCGACCCAGGGAAGUACGCGCUGAUGGGAGCAGCAGCCCAGCUGGGUGGCAUCGUCAGGAUGACUUUAAGUCUCACCGUCAUCAUGGUGGAAGCCACUGGAAACGUCACCUACGGUUUUCCCAUCAUGCUCGUCCUGAUCACAGCCAAGCUUGUCGGGGAUUAUUUUGUCGAGGGCCUCUAUGACCUCCAUAUCAAGCUACAGAGUGUCCCGUUCCUUCACUGGGAAGCCCCUGUGACGUCCCACUCUCUGACUGCUAGGGAAGUAAUGAGCACCCCUGUUGUUUGGCUGAGGAGGAGAGAAAAGGUCGGCGUCAUCGUGGACAUACUCAGUGACACAUCCUCCAAUCACAACGGGUUCCCGGUGGUUGAAAAUACAGUGGACAGCAGCCGGCCAUCUCGGCUGUGUGGGAUGAUCCUAAGGUCACAGCUGAUUGUUCUUCUCAAGCACAAGGUGUUUGUGGAGAGAGAAAAUCUGAGCCUGGUACAGAGACGGCUAAAGCUGAAAGACUUCAGGGAUGCCUACCCACGAUUUCCACCCAUCCAGUCGAUCCACGUGUCUCAGGAUGAGAGGGAGUGCCAGAUGGAUCUCACGGAGUUCAUGAACCCCACGCCAUACACGGUACCCCAGGAUGCCUCCCUCCCGCGAGUGUUCAAGCUGUUCCGUGCCCUUGGCCUGCGGCACCUCGUCGUGGUGGACAAUCAUAACCGAGUCGUAGGUCUGGUAACGAGAAAAGAUCUUGCUCGGUAUCGGAUAGGUAAGAACGGCCUGGAAGAGCUGGAUCUGGCCCAGACGUGAUAUUGCCCUACCUUUUCUGUGUGUUUUCCUUGGAAUGGGAACGUACUGCACUGCCCGACACAGAGCUUCCGUACAGAGCAAGGUUGUCUGGGAUUUUGUUUCCAGAAACAAAGGGGUGCCAAUAUUGCUAAUGGACCUUUCCUUCCCCAGAGUAGUGUGCUGCUUAUUGCUCUGUUAGGGAAGGAGUUAGUAUACAAUUCUCCAUUGAACCCCAACUAUGAUCAGCUGGUACUGCAUCGACUCUUCUGCCUGACCGGGAAGCUCCUUCUGCACGUCAGGAACUCUGCUUUGCUUUGGCAAGAAUAUGGACUAAUCCAGACUUGCCGCAUUCUGAUUGGUUGAUGACGUUACAAUCAAUCGUCCAAUCAACUGGCCAAACAACCAAUGGCAACGCCCUGCCCACGUCGUCAUUGGGGUUCUGAAACUUAAAAUCCAAGAUUGUUUUUUUUAAUAUUUUCUGUAUAAAAGAAAAGUAGUUUUUGCACUGAAUUAUGGGCCAGUGUAUUUUUCUCUUCCUGAACUUCGUUUCCCCUCUUCUUUUCUUUUUUUAAUAAUAGUGAAUUUUAUAUUUAAAGCUGUUGCCGUGUAAAUAAGUUCUAUUUCGUUAUUCACCAUCCUGGUAGAACUGUCCCUGGGCGGGGAUUUUUAAGGCUGCCCGAUUAAUGGCACUGUUUGCCAGAAAAAGGGCGUUUGCCAAAAAAUAAAAUGAUAAUAAAAAGAAAAAAACGA